CUCCAAGGGUAACUGUCAGUGUCUCUCUCGCGCGCGGCCCUGCCCCCCCGGCCGGCCUCUCCGCCGGAGGCACGACUCCAAGGACAGUACUCAGUGCUGACCUGAACCUGGUCCAUCCCUGACCGACCAAAACUGUUUACCCACAGUGGAAGGGACCAGGUAGCCAAAUGGAGACGCCACCAGUCAACCCAGUGGGAGAGAAAGACCCCUCUCAACUACAACGACAAUGGGAAAAGUACCCCCAGAAGAACCUUGAUUCAACUACUCAAAUUGGGCAGCAGCCCCAAGAGCCACCUAUUGAAGUUCUUGAGCUGAAAGUGAGCCCGGAUCCAGCCAGUCAAAUUCUAGAGAAUCCUCAAGGGACUGACAAACUGGCUGCUGGACUUGAAGAAGACGCUGAUAAGUCUCAUAGAUCAGCCAGUGAGAUGCCAGAGCCCCUCCAAGCUUCUGACCUCUGGCACUGUCCGGAUGGGAGCUUUGUCAAGAAGAUCAUAAUCCGAGGCCAUGGCUUGGACAAACCCAAGCUGGGCUCCCGCUGCCGGGUGCUGGCUUUUGGGUUUCCUUUUGGGUCAGGGCUGCCAGAGGGCUGGACAGAGCUAACUAUGGGGUUAGGUCCAUGGAGAGAGGAAACUUGGGGGGAGAUCAUAGAGAAAUGCUUGGAAUCCAUGUGUCAAGGUGAGGAAGCAGAGCUUCAGCUCUCUGGGCACUCUGGACCUCCUGUUAGGCUUACACUGGCAUCCUUCACUCAGGGCCAGGACUCCUGGGAGCUGGAGGCCAGUGAGAAGGAGUCCCUGGCCAGGCAAGAACGUGCAAGAGGCACAGAAUUAUUUCGAGCUGGGAACCCUGAAGGGGCUGCCCGAUGCUAUGGACGGGCUCUUCGGCUGCUGCUGACUUUACCCCCACCUGGCUCUCCAGAACGAACUGUCCUUCAUGCCAAUCUGGCUGCAUGUCAGUUGCUGCUAGGGCAGCCCCAUUUGGCAGCCCAGAGCUGUGACCGGGUGUUGGAGCGGGAGCCUGGGCAUUUAAAGGCCUUAUAUCGAAGGGGGGUUGCCCAGGCUGCCCUUGGGAACCUGGAAAAAGCAACUGCUGACCUCAAGAGGGUGCUUGCGGUAGACCCAAAAAACCGGGCAGCGCAGGAGGAGCUGGGAAAGGUGAUCUUUCAGGGGAAGAAACAGGACGCAGGGCUGGCUCAGGGUCUGCGCAAGAUGUUUGGAUGAUUAAAAGUUAAACCUUAAAAGAGA
This is a messenger RNA of Hipposideros armiger (great roundleaf bat), 1241 nucleotides long. RefSeq names its product FKBP prolyl isomerase like (gene FKBPL). NCBI's taxonomy places the organism in Eukaryota, Metazoa, Chordata, Mammalia, Chiroptera, Hipposideridae. Gene Ontology annotation, molecular function: protein binding. Bases 168 to 1217 code for a protein of 349 amino acids. The record is from RefSeq and is a predicted model, not a curated record. The transcript has 2 exons.